AGCCGUGAGGAGCGAGGAGAGCCGAUCCCGUCACGUGGGGCCGCGUAUUGACUCACCUCCUCCGUGACGAAUCAACAUCCAGCGGCUCCCGGGCCAGAGUGCGUUCUAGCCGGCGCGCACGCUACCCUCAGACGGACUUGUUUUUGUGAGUUUUCAAGAUGUACCAGUGUGUGUUUCCCAUUUUUUCGUUAUGAAGUGCAACGAUUUUUAUGUUUCUAAAUGUAAUUUGGCGAAACAAACAACCUAGAAAGUAAAAAUAGGAAUUGUUUUGCAAGGUGUGUGUAGCCCGCUAGAACGAUCUGUUAUAAAUUUCCCGUCACGUUCCUAGUCGUGCGUGUGACCGUGACACAUUCUACAGUACACUCACGCACGCGCACCUACCCGAGCCAGUUGUGUGCUUGGCGUGGGCCAGUGCGAAUAUGACAGAGGUCGUGGACAAGACGCUUAUUGAAAGGUUGAUAUUAGAGCAUUCUGAUCGUUUGGAGUUGGAGAUAAACCAAAAAGCGCGCGCCGAUGCUUGGAAAUUCUAUUAUCGUGUGCGAGUGGACCAUGUGAUUCGGCCGUUCGCCGUGUGCAAGGUAUGUUUUCGAGUGUUACACUGCGACUCGCGGAGUGGGACAGCCUCCCUCCUGCGCCACCCGUGCAAUCCCCUGUCGGAGAGAUCCCCUGUCAACCGCGCCGUCAAGCUCUCGGCCAAGCUUAACCUACCCGUGGACACUGCCGCCGCCGCUCUCAAGGGGGAGAUCAAAAGUGAGAAUUUUAUAAGUGAAACUAACGUUAAGGAGGAUGUCAUCUCCCUCAAGAACGAGCAUCCCCUCCACAGUGACGGCGGCAGUGCCAGGUCCUCUCCAGUGUCGCUCACCACCACAGCGUCGCGGUCUUCCCCCACCAGCACGGGCUCGCCUCCAACCGCGGCGCAGCCCACCACCACCUCCUCCGGCAGCGCCUCCGUCGGGUGUCGGAAACGGAAAGCUGGCACGCCUCCACCAUCAUUUCCUAUAGAUUUAAGGUUCCUGCAGCUGCCUCUGGUAGCAGCUGCUGCUGCUCACCCCCUGACUUGUUUGAACCUUGCCAAUGCCACGGCGUUCCAACACCUCCAGCAGCAGCUGCACCAUUCGCACCUCGAGCAGCUACACAGACAGCAUCAGCAGCAGCAACAGCAACAACAACAGCAGCAGCAGCAACAGCGAGAGAAGGAGCGCGAGGAGCAAGAGGCCAAGAGAACGCGCCUGGAGGUGGCAGUGCAGGAGGCGGCGGCGCAGGAGGUAAGGUCGCGUAGCCCUGGUAGUCCAAGUGAAGCUAGCAGCUCCUCGUGGGGUCGUGCUCGGGUGAAGAAGGAGUGUGCCGACACCAGCGAUGGCGCGGUGCCCGAGGACCUCCGGGGCUCGGCAUCCCCCAGCAGGUAUGGCGGAGGGCGCGUGCGUGGAGGCGAGGACGAGGAUGGCGGAGGCCUUACGAAGGAGGCCGUGCAGCAGCUCGUCAGCAGUUGUUCCACGCGCGUGACCCUCGGCGAGAAGGACGCGGCGGGGUCGCACUACAUCUCGGACGUGUGGUCGAGGUUCUCCGUGGUGUUCGUGGACGGCGCGAUCCGGCCCUUCGCCGCCUGCAAAACCUGCCACAAGGUGGUGACGUACACGAAGUACAGCGGCACGGGUGGGCUGCUGCGACACCGCUGUUCGGCCACAGACCUUAACUCGCGACCUCAUGACGAUGCUCUUCCUCCGUCAGGAGCUGACCCACGCCUCGGCGACUCGCCUCCACUUACCGUUCGCGCCCAAUCUCCCGCCCCCGCCCACGCCGCCCAGCAAGGGUCCCCUCAAGGGUCUCCUCUCAGCUUAUCCCUCCGAAAUGAUAUCGUUGACUCUCGCCCCUUGGCGGAAGAGCUGGCGAUGGCCCCCACGGCUGCCAUGGCGGGCGUGGCGCGGGCGCUCCUGCGCUACAUGUGUCAGGACCUGGUGUCGUCCUCCGUCCUCGACUCGUCAGCCUUUCAACGUUUAGUGUGGACAGUUUUAAAUCUAGGGGCGGCGCACGGCACCUUCCGCGAGGAGGAGCCGCUGCCAUCCGCGCGACAGCUCCUGAACACGUUCCUGUCGCCGAUGGCCAGCAACUCGCGCUCCCUUAUCGCAAGGGCGGUGCUGGACCAGACCAACCUCUGUCUCUCCCUCCACCACGAGCGGGACCUCAACCUCCUCACGGGCGCCAUUCACUUCAUCACGCCCAAGUUCGAGCUCCGCAGCUAUGGGCUUGGGGCGCACCGCCUGUCGGAUAACGAGACGGAAGAAGAGGCCCUGACGGCUCUCAUGGAGGACUUCUUCAGCGAUGUGCUGGUGCCAUCCGCAAUGCGCGACAAGCAUGUAACGGUUGUGAGCGACCGCGGCACUCCGUCGGAGCCUGGCGUGGUGGGCGUGAGAUGCAUUUGGCACGCGACGGAGGCGUCGCUGGAAGGCCUCAUAGACGAGCCUUCAUACCGACAGAUCUGUGACGACGUGGCAUCUAUCUUGUCCUUCCUGGCAGACUCAGGCGUGGCGAGCGUCACAGGCUGUGGCCUCAAGCCCCACGAGGUCCGGCGAUGGGACGCCCUUCUGCACGCCCUCAACUUCAUCACCGCUCAUCACGACGAGUUGUGUGUAGUUCUGGCGGGAUCUGAAGGAGGUGGAGCGCUUCUGGGGGAACGUCGCACGUAUCAGGAAGUUGCAGAGCUCUUAGCAGGGGUGCGUCGCUGCCUCCUGACGGUGCGAGACCCGCUGAGACCAACGUUAAAUCAAGCAGUUCUAUGCCGUGCUAAGCUGUUGCAACUGUGUGCUGCAUCUUCCAGCUCCCUUCCACUGCAGCAACUCAAGCAACACUUAGAAAAAAGUCUGGCGGAUGCUCUGAAACUAACACCGCUGCACCACGUGGCCAGCUUCCUAGACCCUCGCUGCAAGAGUCUGAAGGUCCUGAGUGAGCCGGAGAAGACCGAGGUGCACCGCCACGUACUGGAGAUGAUGAAGUCCGUAGCAGUGACGGAGGCCAAUUCGGGCGUCCUCAACCUGAAGACGACAAGACGCCAGUACAACAACUCUCAUAACGCAGGCAGUGACACAAAUAACGCCCACGAAGCCCAUCCCUUCCGCGAGUAUAUGGACAAUCCAGCGCCAGAUACAUCCGUGUCUGAUAGCGAAGAGAUCAUGGCUUACGUCAACAUGAAGGUGCACCUGGACGAUGACGACAUACUCGGAUGGUGGUCUGGAACCUCAGCAUCAGGACUUUCUACGCUGCGACUUUUGGCACGCAAGAUACUCGCCGUGCCUGCCACCUGCGCCUAUGCCCACGACCUCUGCGUAGAUGCUCGCCAGGCCCGUCAGAAAAUGGGUCUUGCCGAUGAUACACACCUGAAUGAUGUUCUCCACAUGAAGUACAACAUGAGCUAGAUAUCUUUCUGGGAUUUGUUUUUCUUUUUUGCCAAAAAGUAAAGUUUCAGUUUAACAAAUCUAGUAAGUCAGUUAGAAUUCAGGAUUUAAUGUCUUAAAAUUAGUGAGUGUAAAAUUCAGAAUGUGCAAAAUGGUAACUAGGGUAGUAGCCACGUAGAUGGCAAAUGAGUUAUCCUCAUGAAGUAAAAUACCAACUGUGCAGUUUUAAUACUGUGACAUAAGAUUUAUUUUCAUACAAUCAGCCUUCUCAGAGAAAAAGCUGACCACUUGAGGUGCAGAACACUAAUGGUAUUUAUAAUGCUCAACUGCAAUUUGAUGUUAUUUUCUUUGAGGUAGCUGGUUCGACAAGGUUGUGAUUUGGUUGCUGCAGUUAUGUAGAAUGGGGUUAUGUUGGUUAUAACAGGAAUACUUAUUUAUUCAUGGAAUCAUUUUACUGCAUUGCAUUGAAUUGUAGUUGCAGAAAUAUCCUUCUAACAGUUGUGAAUUUUUAUUAAUACUGUGGUGCUCUUUUUAAAAGACAUAAGUCAUGAUAUCAGUUCAGCUCAACAGCAGAAAGGCAUAAGUCAACAAGAAUGUCCUAUAUACAGCUCUAAGCUCAGUUAACUGGUACCAUUUUCAUUGAUAAAUGAUAUAGAGUAUAGUGAAGAGCCAUGAACAGUUUUAGAAGUUCACAUUAUUUGUUCAUUCAUUUCUGCAACUCUCAAGAUUUUUAACACUACUUUCUCCUCAUCUCCAUACAUGUGCAUUUGGAUGAAACAUUGUUGUUUGUGAUUAUUUCAUUCUUUGUUCAUUAAUAUAUUUAUCAAUAUUGCCAACUUCUAAUUUAUAAUCCAUAAGUGCUUCAUCUACCAAGUGAAACAGUAUUGAGGGGUUAGAUGGUGUAGUGUAGGGAAAUUUGUAAUGGAGAUAAAAUAUGGAAGGAAUUGUAAGCUUUGGGUGAAGCAGGUUGUUAAUCAAAGUUGUGUUAGGAUUUUUCCUCCCUUUUUUGAAUGUUUAUAUGAAAAAUUCAGAUGGGGACAAUUAAAUCUAUUUUUGGCAGUAGUCGGGUUGGUAAAACUCCGCAAAGUGGAUGAUAACCAAAUAGAGAAAGCAUACUCUGUUUUCAGACUUUAAUAUUUGAGGACGAUUUCUUUGGUUUUGCGAUGGAUGAAAUUCUCACUUUGAAACUGUACGUAAAGACAAAUUUGGGUAUUAUAACUUUGAGCUUUAUUUUCUUUCUUUUUUAUAUGGCAUUUUUGUAGUAUUUACCCACUUUGUGAAACUGUUUCAAGCAAUAGUUGAUACAAAAAAUGCCUGUUUGUAGUUUAUAGAUCUACAAGUCAUUAGAACAAUAAUGAAAUUAACCUCAUUGCUGAUGACAACAUAGCUCAAUAUCUUAUGCCAUUGUGGGUGGCAGGGCAUAACAUUGGCUCAUUAAUUCUUAUCAAAGAUAAAAUGUCAAAGAAUUUAUUUGCUUUACUUUUGCUCAAUUGUUUAGUUACUCCUGCCUGUCAUAUGUGAGCAAGAAGGAUGUGCCAAAGACUUCUGUGUGUGCUCAAUAUUGCGAUAGUAUGGAUUUGUAUUUCCCUGAUGUUACAUCUGCCCUUGUUAAUAUCGUCACUCGGGAAAGUAAGAUUGUUGGUAUAUAGGAUGUUUUAGUUUAUGAAUAAACUCACUUGUUGGUAUACAUAAUCACAGAUUAAUUCAUUUAAAUUACAUUACAGAUUAUUAUUCUUUUUUUUUUAUUGUGAUUCACUUGCUGGUAUGGACUCAUGGGACCCUACAUUUGUUUAUGUAGAAGGUUUCCGGGUUUUUCUCUUUGUCAUCAUACCCAGGUUGUAGAUGUUGUGUCUUUACCCAUGUGCUUUUUGUUGCUGUUAUAGUACUUCCAUGCCAUUUGGGUACUCACAAACUUGUAUCAUUAAUUAACUGUGCUCUUCCCUCUUAUAUAAGCUGUAACAUCCCGUAGAAUAGAAUAUUUUACAUAUGAAUGUUUAAUAGAUUUUGAAAGAAUGUGCCAAACCCAGUGAAACACAUGCUCUGUGUUUUCAAUAGAACUUUCAUAUGUGUUUAAGUAUAUGUUUUAUAUCUUUAGUUGUAUAAAUCACUUUGAUGUGUGCAGUAUCUCAGAGGUUGUAUAAAAGACCACUUUGAACACUUUACUGUCAUGCCAUAUAUUGCUGAGUAAUUGCAAGUUUGUAAAAAUUGUAGAGUAAAAGCUAUUUUGACCCAAAUCACAUCAUCUGUUCAACUGCUACGCCUUAUUCAAACAGAAAUAAUCUACAAAGAAACAAUAGAUAAUAACUUUUAAUCAUUACUUUAAAGCUUAUGAUUCAAGGGUUAAUAGUAAAAAAGAGUAAUAUUGUUUUUGGUAUUACAAAACUAUAUUAAAAAUUUGCUUAAAAAUAUAUAUAUUUACAGGCAGUAUCAGCCAUAACAGUAGAUGUUUGGGUGUUCCUGGCUAAGUGUAGCAGGUUUCUUAUAAAUGUUGUCAGUGAACUAUUCUCCAUUUUUAUAAGCUUUUGAGACUUUUUACUCUACAGCUAAAUAUCUAAGAACUGUAAUAUUCAGAGAUAUAUGGUAUUGGAAACACUGAUAUUAUCAGUAUAAUUUUGUGAUGGAAAUUCUGUGGCGUUGGCUUUAUAAGUAUGGAAAACUCUUGGCAAUCAGUUAGGCCUUAUUAAAGUUUGAAAGGUUGUGUUCAAUAGCAUCAGCAAUUAAUGUGAUGAGAUUUGAUGCAUGGAAAUUUCAGUAAAUCAUGACGAAUCUUUCUUUAAUAUCAGCUCAAAGAAAGAUGGUAAAAAAUGCUCGUAUCUCUUCACUGCUACAGAAUUAAGAGUUGGCCUUCAAAAGACAAAAGAGUUGGUCUCUUGAGUUGGUUGUGUUAAAAUUGUGUUCAGAAAGACUUUUUUGUAUCUUUAAAAACUUAUUAUCUCACAUUUAUGUAAUUUUUAAUCAGUGUAAAGUAAACAUUGCCAAACAGGAAUAAAGAGUAAGAAACUUUUAUGAACACAAUUCUUGUACCAUAUUAUAGCAUCUUUUUGCAUAGUUUGGACUAAGCAAUUUAAUAUGUUAACAGGUGUAAAUGCUCACUUCAGUGUCUAACAGUUUACAGCACUGAGUGAGAUUUCUCUCUUUCAAAAUUUCACAUAAUCAUAUAUUCAAUGUUCGUAAAACUUGCUAAAGUCCCUAUUCUGCAUAGAUGUUAUUACUGGUACUAGUCGGCCUAGCAUUCCUUGCUAUUGCUAUGAUGGCCGACUCUAAGAUUUCAUUUUCUCAAGAAUUCCCUAAGUUAUGUUUUAUCAUUCAUACCAUUCCAUUUGCUGCAACCUUGUGGCAUAUUAUGCAUAAUCUGUAUAUAUACUGUAUGUCUCGUUAUGAUAAUAUUUUGUUAAUACUCUGCUGUGUCAACCUUUUAAUGAAGUGUGAGGGGAAGGGGAUGUCAGGUUUGAGAAAAUUGGUUCUUAGGUGUAUAUUUAUGAUUAUAAAUCUUUAGCUUUAUGGAGCUGAUGAACCACAUCAAUUCAUCUACCAUAUGACUUAAUAGUGACAAGGGUUUUUAUCUUGCUCAAGUUAUGCCAAUACUGGAUCCUAAACAUUAGUGGCUUCAACUAAUGUGCAACAGUACAACAAGUGGGUAUCUUGUGUGUGAUGUUGUGUGGUGUUGAACUUUUAGUCUUUAAUUUUGUGAUCUAAAAUUUUAUUUACUGAAGCUCCAGAUCCCAGGCAAAAGGGAUUGUCAAACUUGAUUUGCUCAUUCAUUGGUAAUUUAUAUUGUAUGAUUUAAGCUUGUCAAAUUUCUUAAAUGUUCUGUAGGGACUUUUUUUUUUUUCUUUUUUUUUUCUUUUUUUGUUCCCUAGACAAUAUUGUCGGUUUAAAACUUUCUCCUCUCCCAGCUACGUCCAGUACCUAGGCUCUACCUUCUCUGAAUGUGGUUCAUUCAUCACCCGUUCGGUCUGGUGAUAAUCCUAUCUAAAAGUCUUUGUUUAUACUUUAACUCUCCCAUUAUCUUUUUUUUUUUUUUUUUUUCACAAAGAAUAUCAUUAUUCUAAUUCUUUUUUUUUAUUUCUCCUUGGAAGUAAUUUUACUUGUUCUCUUUUAUUUUCUUGAAUUAUCAGUAAUUGUAAAAGGAGUAUUCCCAGCAUUCCAUUAUAUUUUUGCUUCUAACUUGUUCUAGUUGGCUGCUCCCGUUUGCAUAUAGUGUGGUUGCGGAUGGGUAAAACACUAACUUAUCUAACGUUUUGUGCCAUAACUUUGUAAAAGACAUUAUUAUUUUUUAUACUAAACUUUUCAACAAAUAAACUUUUGCAUUUUUCUCA
This is a messenger RNA of Penaeus chinensis, 7708 nucleotides long. RefSeq lists its product as uncharacterized. The transcript has 3 exons. The coding region runs from base 420 to 3410 and encodes 996 amino acids. NCBI's taxonomy places the organism in Eukaryota, Metazoa, Arthropoda, Malacostraca, Decapoda, Penaeidae. The record is from RefSeq and is a predicted model, not a curated record. Gene Ontology annotation, molecular function: DNA binding.